GCCGGCGAAAGUAAAGCGCCCGUCCCCUAACUUUCUUUCUUAAAACUCAAAAUUAGGGUUUGCUUUAACAAAAUCCCUCAGCAUUCUCUGCUAGAUUUCCCUCCUUUUCUUCAAAUUUUCCUGCUCGAUAUAUAAUUAAACGGUAGAACUGGCCAUUGUCUUUUUUUGGGGGCAAUCUAUUAUCUAACUUUCAAGAAUUUCACUUUGUUGAGCAUCUGAAUCCUCUUGAUUAUCGUUCAGAACUUUCUCUUUCUUGUCUCUAUUACUAUUUGUACUAUUUUGUAAUUCCCUUUUUUGAGAGUCAUUCAAGUUGCGACUCCUGUGAAAGCCAUAUUAUCUUCAUGGCACAGAUUCAAACAAAAUUCUUAUUCUGCAACUCCAUUUGGCCUCUCAUUUUUGUUUCCUCCUUUCCACAUUUGGACUCUUUUCUUUUGUCAAUGCUUCUGGCUUCUGUGCUUCCUUCACAGUUGCUUUGCAAGCUUGGUUUAUUAGAUUACAUAAAAUGCCAAGGACAAGGGAAGAGAUUGAAGAGCAGGUGGACCUUGAUGGAGACAAUGAUCCUGAGGAGACUAUAGAGGAAGAGGUUGAAUAUGAAGAAAUAGAGGAAGAGGAGGAAGUGGAAGUUGAGGAAGAGGUAGAAGAGGAAGUGGAAGUAGAAGAAGAAGAAGAGGACGAGGAUGCUGAGCUUGUUGAUUUCCAGAAAGGCUCUGAUGCUAAUGAGGGGAUGGAUGAUUUUGAAACAGAGGAAGAAAAGAAAAAGAUGCAUGCGGAGCUUCUUGCACUUCCUCCUCAUGGGUCAGAGGUUUACCUUGGUGGCAUUCCUCAUGAUGCUUCUGAUGAGGACUUGAGGAGGUUUUGUGAAUCUAUAGGAGAAGUCAUAGAGGUUAGGAUAAUGAAGGAGAAAGAUUCAGGGGAGGCCAAGGGUUAUGCUUUUGUGACCUUCAGAUCCAAAGAGUUGGCUUCCAAAGCUAUUGAAAAUCUGAAUGGUUCUGAAUUCAAGGGGAAGAAGAUAAAAUGUUCAACAUCUCAAGCAAAGAAUAAGUUAUUUAUUGGUAAUGUUCCCAGAAACUGGGGGGAGGAAGAUGUGAAGAAGGUUGUAAAAGAUGUUGGUCCUGGAGUCAAUAGUAUUGAAUUGUUGAAGGAUCCAAUGAACCCUAGCCGAAACCGUGGAUUUGUUUUCAUAGAGUACUAUAAUCAUGCAUGUGCUGAAUACUCAAGACAGAAAAUGAUGAAGCCAACAUUUAAGCUUGAUGAUAAUGCUCCAACCGUGAGUUGGGCAGACCCAAGAAGUGCAGAAUCUUUUUCCAAUACUCAGGUUAAGGCUUUGUAUGUUAAGAAUUUGCCAAAAGAUAUAACUCAGGAUCGCCUAAGGAAGCUGUUUGAACAUCAUGGAAAGAUCUUGAAAGUUGUAGUUCCACCUGCGAAAGUUGGAAAGGAGAACAGCAGAUAUGGUUUUGUGCAUUUUGCGGAGAGGUCAAGUGCCAUGAAAGCAUUGAAGAACACUGAAAAAUAUGAGAUUGAUGGUCACGUAUUGGAGUGCUCUCUUGCAAAACCACAAGCGGAUCAGAAGUCUGGAGCAUCUGGCUCCCAGAAGUCAUCUCUAGAUUCAAGCUUCCCACCUCUUCUCGGAUAUGGUUUAGUUGGGGGAGCAUAUGGUGGUCUUGGGACAGGAUUUGGUCCUGCUGGCUUUGGACAGCCAUUGAUCUACGGUCAAGGUCCAACCCCUGCAGGAAUGGCAAUGAUGCCAAUGCUUUUACCUGAUGGAAGGAUUGGAUAUGUCUUGCAACAGCCUGGAGUGCAACCACACACCCCUCCACCACAGCCCCAUAGCAGCCGAGGUGGUGCUAGUGGUAGCAGUUCGAGUGGUGGAAGGCGGAGCAGCAAUGACAGUAGCCGAGGACGGCGUAGGUAUAAUCCAUAUUAGUUUAGUUCCCAAUUUCAUGUUUUUCACGGUCUGAAGCUUAGAACGAAUCUGCUUGAGUUGUAUUUGAGGCUAAGCAGUAAGGAUUACCCAAUUAGUUUCUGUUUUAACAUAAUUUGAUGGCAAAUGUAGCUGUAAAACCAUAACUGAUAUUUAUUUGAUGGCUGAUGCCAAUUCCAGUGAUCAAAA
This is a messenger RNA of Gossypium raimondii (Peruvian cotton), 2110 nucleotides long. RefSeq names its product heterogeneous nuclear ribonucleoprotein Q. The record is from RefSeq and is a predicted model, not a curated record. The coding region runs from base 503 to 1924 and encodes 473 amino acids. Gene Ontology annotation, cellular component: nucleus. The transcript is spliced from 9 exons. NCBI's taxonomy places the organism in Eukaryota, Viridiplantae, Streptophyta, Magnoliopsida, Malvales, Malvaceae. Gene Ontology annotation, molecular function: mRNA binding.